AUGGCGACAACUCCACCGCCAGCGUCUUACCUGCGAAUCCCUCCUACCCCUCGACACGGAAAUGGAUAUGAUCAAUAUGAACCCUACUCGACGCGUCACUCAGCCCGUUUAGCUAGCCAACGAGCUUCCACCGAAUCUCGCACAACUCCUCCGCCUCCCUUUCCAAUUUCCCAAGGCCGAGGAACUUCACGGAGCGCGAAGAAGCAAAAGACGGCUGAAUCGGAAUCCCUCUCACCACCUGGUUCGCCAAUGAGUCCUCGGAAGAAGAUGUCGGGCCGGAGUGUUGCAACACAACUCGAUGAUGAAGAUUCCUCCAUAAAUGCCGAACCCGCUCACUCUCAUGCCUCCCGCCUUUUUAGGACGACGAUGACCGAGGGCAUGCUUCCCACUCCGGCUAAAACGCCACGGAAAAAGCCUGUUGACAAUGCUGGCUCAACUGCACGGGCUCUCUUCCCUCAGCCUGCUCCGAAGAAAAAGAAGAAGCAGACCGGCUUUUCCUUGGACAGUUUCAGCGAUAAUCCCUCGCAGGGCGAUGCAAUUCAGAUCUACACAGAUUCCCGUGAUCGAAUUCCUGAAGUCGACGAAAGCGAAGAAAAUCCAUUUUACCAAAAACCAUCUACGACCACGAGACCUCGGCCGUCCAAAACCAGGACCAGAAGCCGCGACAAGGAAGUCGAUGAGGCUCUCAAGCGCGAGGAUGGUAUGGUUUAUGUUUUCCGAGGCAAGAAGAUGUUCCGCAAGUUCACCGAUGAUGUAUUUGGCAGUGAUGAUGAGGGCGACGAUAAUGACCUCGGGUUAUUGGCUGCUCGCCCAGACUUGCUGGACUCGGAGAUCAUAGAGAACAGCCGACCCCUUACACGGUCGUCGAUCAAGCCGCGUAUGCUAUUUCCUAGCGCUCGCGAUCGCCCAGCGCAAGAGCAUGGCAACACAGACGAGGAAGCCGCUACGGACAUUGAGGAUCAUGUUCUUGAUGAUGACGAUGCUGCCGAGGAUCUGGAUCUUACCGCCGAUGUUCAUUCGCACCAGCGCCCAGUUACUCCGCCUCCGAAGUCCGUUGCAACGCCUCCGUCUCCAGGUGCUUCGGCACGAUUCCUACGAUCACGACCCAAGCGAGAGCUUGAAACCGAACGAACCCCGUCCGCAUCGGAUGCCAAAAAGAAGCCCAGUCCAUUCGACGGCUGGCUUCGGAAGAAACAAACCCCUCCAGUUACAGCCUCGAAAGCCAAAAAGCGAGACGCAGAGACUGCAGGCAGUUCCGGCGGUCCAGCCUCCAAGAAGACCCGGGGUAAUCGAGCUACCGUUCCUUCAUCUUGA
This is a messenger RNA of Aspergillus mulundensis, 1314 nucleotides long. RefSeq lists its product as uncharacterized. The transcript has 2 exons. Lineage: Eukaryota; Fungi; Ascomycota; Eurotiomycetes; Eurotiales; Aspergillaceae. Bases 1 to 1314 code for a protein of 437 amino acids. The record is from RefSeq and is a predicted model, not a curated record.